Messenger RNA from Bacidia gigantensis, 2124 nucleotides. RefSeq lists its product as uncharacterized. The record is from RefSeq and is a predicted model, not a curated record. The transcript is spliced from 2 exons. Lineage: Eukaryota; Fungi; Ascomycota; Lecanoromycetes; Lecanorales; Ramalinaceae. Gene Ontology annotation, molecular function: aspartic-type endopeptidase activity. The coding region runs from base 1 to 2124 and encodes 707 amino acids. Gene Ontology annotation, cellular component: fungal-type vacuole. Gene Ontology annotation, biological process: proteolysis.
AUGUCUUUGGCGCCAUAUGUUCUAGAGACACGAUCAAAUCCAAUCACCAAUUACACACAAGCCUUCUCUCUUCCUCCGAGCCAGGUCUGGGAUGGUAACGAUGGCGCCUGGUCGACAUUCGUCAUUCGCGUUGGCAAUCCUCCACAAUACUUUCGAAUCACUCCCUCAACGGUAGGGGCAGAAUCAUGGGUACCCAUACCAGACAGUUGCGAUCGAGGCGUCAGUUGGUGUGGAAAUGCAAGAGGAGUCAUGCCAUUCAACGCCGGGACUUCCGGUCCAGCCUCUGGAUCUCCAGACGACUGGAACUUUGGAAGUGCAACUGCUCCCUCAAACGGCGGCGCUGCAAAUCCUCUGCUAGCCCAAGGAUUCGUUUCGAACGUCUCGACAACAUGGGCUGGAAAAGGCAAUCACCAAAUCAAUGUCGAAGCGUACCUGAACUCCACUGCCACUGGACAGUACGGUAUCGACAGCGUUGGGAUCGGGGCAGAUGCGGCAGCAGGGUUGACAUUGGACGGCAUAGUGGUCGCAGGCGUACCAACUCUGCCUUUUUACUUGGGGAAGCUAGGAAUGAGACCCUCGAAUACUUCUGGACCUGACGGCAAUACCCCUAGUUUCAUGACCCAGCUCAGGAGCGAGAACAAGAUUCCCAGUCUCUCAUACGGCUAUUCCGCAGGUGCACUAUACAAGCAGCAGCCCGUACUUGGAAGCCUCACAUUUGGCGGUUAUGAUGCCUCGCGAUUCAUUCCUAACAACAUGACUUUCGGUAUUGACAAAUCUGCAAACCUCAACAUCCCUAUACAAAUGAUCAGUGCCAAUCAAACUCUCAGCAAGAACACUACCCUGAUGGCAAACAAUAUUACAGCCGUCAUUGACACUACAACGCCCCACACCUGGCUUCCUCUUUCAGUGUGCCAGGCAUUCGAGAAAGCCUUCGGCCUGAAAUGGGACGAUAACACAAAAUUGUACCUUGUAAAUGAUACAGUACAUCAGCAGCUUUUGAACCAAAACCCUCAAAUUACUUUUCAAUUCGGCUUCUUCCCCAGCCAGACGGUCAACAUCUCCCUUCCCUACGCCGCUUUCGACCUUCAAGCCUCCAAGCCGUUCUAUGACAAUGGAACGAAUUACUUUCCCAUCCGACGGGCUACCACACCAAAUCAAUACACACUGGGUCGGGCGUUCUUUCAAGAAGCCUACCUCAUUGCUGACUACGACGCCGGCAAUUUCUCCGUCCUACAAGCCACAUCCCCACCCCCGCCAAACUCGAACAUUAUCACUAUAAACCACAAUCCUAGCGCACCUUCCAUUCAAGGUACCUCAGCAACCCCUGAUAAGUCCACAAUCAGCCAUGGCGCCAUAGCCGGCAUAGCAAUUGGCGCCUCGGUAGCCUUGAUCAGCAUAUUCGUCCUCCUCUUCCUCUGGUACCGCCGCUAUCGAAAUAAAUGUCGCCAAGAACAUGCUCGAAACAACGCUCGCUCCCCAAAACAACUAUCAAUGACUUUCUCCUCCAGCACCGGUCGCUCCGGACACAUGAUAGAUGAAAAGUAUGACAUCAAAGGCAGUCAUGGUAGUAGCGAGUCCUCUAACUCCCGCUCCAACACAUCAAAUCGAAAUCGUGACCGCGAUCGUGGCCACCAUUGGGAUAACGACCGCGACCCUCGGCUUCAGCGCUCACAUAGCGGCCUCUCGCCUGGUGGUGCUGCUGAAACGACAUUGAUCGGUAGCCCAACGACUUACGCUAACGGCCACAGUCCAGUAGACGGACGAAUAGAGCUCGACAGUCCUCUCAAGGAGGGAUUAAGUCGGGAGUACAGUCUGAGCAAGCCAUUACCACGACCGCCACAAGAGUUGGGAGGAAGUGAAGCUGCGAGGGAGCUGUACCAGCGUGGGAGCACCAGCACGGCGCCUGGAAAAGGGGAGAAAGGGUGGAGGGAUGGAUAUAGGUCUGGUAGUGGGGCAAGAGGGAGCCAGGACUUGGAUGGGCCUGGAAGUCACGUGGGACAUCUGGGCCAUAUGUCAAGUCGGAGAGGUAGUAGACGGAGUCAAGAUACCCAGGGUAGCGGAGGAUUGAGCACCGAGGAAGCGCAGAAGAAGAGGAUAAGGCAUAUUUAUGAGAUGAUGGCUUGA